AUACAAUAUUUGGAAGACAGAUCGGAUCCUGCCUAGCGUAAUAGAGCGUUGCUAUGUUAUGCAUCUUUGAAAAAUGAGGCCCUCAUCGGCUUCGCCAAAUAGCCUCGGCCAAGCGUUCGCUAUCUGUCGGCUGUGAGCUCGUGUCGGCCACCAUCUCGUAUCGGCUAUCACUUCUCUAUCUUUUCUGCUACCGCCAUCGACUUGCUUCUCGCUUUCGCUCAAUCGUCACCGCUCAUUGCCAGACCUCUCGAUACAAGCCAUUGAGCUUGUCGGCACUACUGAUCAGUACAAUGUUGACGGAUGCAUAUCCCUACAAUCUGGGCACCUAUCAUAAGCCCGUGACGACGACAAGCCAGAUUUCUCAAGUAUGGUUCGAUCGUGGUCUGAUCUGGACGUAUGCUUUCAAUCACGAGGAAGCUAUCGAGUGUUUCAACCAAGCUAUCAAAGCAGACCCGAAUUGCGCGUUGGCGUAUUGGGGUCUCGCGUAUGCUUCUGGCCCGAAUUACAACAAACCUUGGGAGUUCUUCGACGAGGACGACUUUGUCAGAACUGUCAAGAAAGCAGACGAUGCUGCUGUUGAAGCAAAGCAGCGAGGCAAAUCUGCUUCGCCGCUCGAGCAGGCUCUGAUCGAGGCGCUACAGUCUCGCUAUCCUUCGGAUCUCUCUCGCAAGUACAACCAGAACGACUUCAAGUCUUGGAAUCAGUCAUAUGCGGACGCCAUGAGAAACGUCUACGAAGAGUUUUGCGAUGAUCUCGAUGUCGCAACCCUUUUCGCAGAUGCUCUUAUGAAUGUCACUCCCUGGGGCCUGUGGGACUUGAAGAGUGGCGAGCCUGCUGCUGACGCACAUACCUUGGAAGCAAAGAGUGUCAUAGAACGCGCCCUGAAACAAUCCGGCUCAGACAAGCACGCUGGACUUUUGCACAUGUACAUCCAUCUGAUGGAAAUGUCGAGCAAUCCUGAAGCAGCUUUACCGAAAGCCAAUCUUCUUCGAGGUCUGGUACCGGAUGCUGGCCAUUUGCAUCAUAUGCCCACUCACCUAGACAUUCUUUGCGGUGAUUACGAAUCUGCCGCUGCUUGGAACCUCGAAGCCAUCAAAGCAGAUGAGAAGUUCUUGAGUCAUGCCGGACCAGUCAGUUUCUACACUCUCUACCGAUCGCAUGAUUAUCAUUUCCGCAUCUACGCCGCAAUGUUCGCUGGUCAGUCCAAGACCGCACUCGAGAGUGUGGCAGGUCUUGAAGCAUCUCUGCCUGCAGAUCUGCUCCGAGUACCUUCGCCUCCGAUGGCAGACUGGCUUGAAGGCUUCUUGUCUGUGCGAGUGCACGUUCUUAUUCGCUUCGGCUCGUGGGAAGAGCUUCUUGCCCUUGAGCUCCCAGCAGACGAUAAGCUUUACUGUGUUACGACAGCUUUCAUACGAUAUGGAAGAGGAAUUGCCUUUGCUGCCACCGGGCAAGUCCAGGACGCUAGAGCUGAGAUGAUCAAGUUCGAAAGUGCGCUAGAUAAUGUGCCUUCAUCACGUAUGCUGUUCAACAACCGCUGCAUCGACAUUCUGCAAGUUGCAAAGACGAUGCUCGUUGGGGAAGUCGAGUAUCGUGAUUGCAAUUUUGACCUGGCUUUCGAGCAUCUGGAAAGAGCAGUCAAACUCGACGACAAUCUGCCUUACGAUGAGCCGUGGGGAUGGAUGCAACCAACCAGACAUGCUCUAGGAGCAUUGCUACUUGAGCAAGGACAUAUCGCUCGUGCUGAAAAGGUCUUCAAAGCUGAUCUUGGUUUUGACGACACUCUUCCGCGAGCAUUACAGCAUCCGAACAAUGUCUGGUCUCUGCAUGGAUAUCAUGAAUCUCUUGUCAAAUUGGGCUGUGUCAAGGAAGCUGCUGAGGUUGAACCUCAAUUGGCGAAGGCUGUCGCAAAGGCAGAUGUACCGGUCAGAUCCUCCUGCUUUUGUCGCAAUGGGGGUGAAGUCCAAGACCGCAUCUCGUGAUCACCAUUGGCAAUGACUACAAAGAUGACACGGAUCGAGACCCGAAAACAACAUCUUUCAAACAGACUCCUCCUUGCAAUGGUGGCCUAAGGCCUUCUAAUGUAAUGACCGAAGAAAAGCGUUCCGCAUGUUUAAAGUCUAAUAAUUAGUAGUUACUUUUAGCAUGUAUAUCGGUAUAGCGGGGUGCAUAUAAGAGGAUAUAGGGAUG
Aureobasidium pullulans EXF-150 is the source of this 2187-nucleotide messenger RNA. Its product is annotated as TPR domain protein. Gene Ontology annotation, molecular function: protein binding. The record is from RefSeq and is a predicted model, not a curated record. Gene Ontology annotation, cellular component: intracellular anatomical structure. Bases 291 to 1979 code for a protein of 562 amino acids. Lineage: Eukaryota; Fungi; Ascomycota; Dothideomycetes; Dothideales; Saccotheciaceae. The transcript has a single exon.